CCCCUCGAGGAGCGAGCGAGGCGCAGCCGCGUGCGCCUCGCAGCAGAGCCCGAGAAACCAACCAAAACCCCGAGCCCAUUAAAACCACGCCUCCUCGCGAGCGCCACUGCCGCUGCCCCAACGCGGCUCAGCGCCACCGGCCAUGACUCGCCUCCUCCGGGCCCUCGCCGCCCUCCUCCUCCUCGUUGCCGUCGCCGUCGCCGUCGCCGACGACGGGGCAACACUGCUGGAGAUCAAGAAGUCCUUCCGCAACGGAGCCAACGCGCUGCACGAUUGGUCCGGCGACGGCGCAUCGCUGGGCUACUGCUCUUGGCGCGGCGUGCUAUGCGACAACGUCACCUUUGCUGUUCGGGCUCUCAACCUCUCGGGGCUCAAUCUCGAGGGUGAAAUCUCACCAGCCAUUGGGAACCUGAAACGUGUCGUCUCAAUAGACUUGAAGUCGAAUGGACUUUCCGGGCAGAUCCCUGAUGAGAUUGGCGACUGUUCGUUGCUUGAAACUCUGGACUUGUCCUCUAACCAUCUAGAAGGAGACAUACCAUUCUCCCUAUCUAAGCUGAAGCAUCUUGAGAACUUGAUCUUGAAGAACAACCAGCUGGUUGGGGUGAUACCAUCUACACUCUCUCAACUUCCGAAUUUGAAGAUAUUGGACUUGGCUCAGAACAAGCUAAGUGGUGAAAUCCCAAACCUAAUCUAUUGGAAUGAGGUUCUUCAAUACUUGGGAUUGCGAAGCAAUAAUUUAGAAGGAAGCCUCUCUCCUGAUAUGUGCCAAUUGACUGGCCUGUGGUACUUUGAUGUGAAGAACAAUAGCUUGGUGGGUACGAUACCAGAAACUAUAGGGAACUGUACAAGCUUUCAGGUCUUGGAUUUGUCAAACAAUCAGCUUACUGGAGAAAUCCCAUUCAACAUUGGUUUCCUGCAAGUGGCUACGUUGUCUUUGCAAGGGAACAAGUUCUCUGGCCCCAUACCAUCAGUGAUUGGACUUAUGCAGGCGCUUGCAGUGCUGGAUCUGAGUUUCAACGAGCUAUCUGGAGCCAUACCAUCUAUACUGGGCAACUUGACAUACACUGAGAAACUAUACCUGCAAGGCAAUAGGCUAACUGGAUCGAUACCGCCAGAGCUUGGUAAUAUGUCGACACUGCAUUACCUGGAACUGAAUGACAAUCUAUUGACUGGGUUCAUUCCUCCUGAUCUUGGAAAGCUCACAGAAUUGUUUGACUUGAACCUUGCAAACAACAACCUAGGAGGACCUAUCCCUGAUAAUAUAAGUUCAUGCAUAAAUCUCAUUAGUUUGAAUGCUUAUGGCAAUAAAUUAAAUGGAACCAUUCCACGUUCAUUUCACAAGCUCGAGAGUCUGACUUAUCUGAAUCUGUCAUCAAAUCAUCUCAGUGGAACACUUCCAAUUGAGGUAGCGAGAAUGAGAAAUUUAGACACGCUGGACUUGUCCUGUAACAUGAUCAAUGGUUUGAUUCCCUCAGCUAUUGGAAGACUAGAGCAUCUUCUGAGGCUCAACCUGAGCAAAAAUGCUCUGGUUGGACACAUUCCUGCCGAGUUUGGGAACUUGAGGAGCAUCAUGGAGAUCGAUUUGUCCAAUAACCACCUUGGUGGCCUGAUCCCACAAGAGGUUGGGAUGCUUCAAAAUCUGAUACUGUUAAAAUUAGAAAAUAAUAGUAUUACUGGAGAUGUCUUGCCACUUAUUAACUGCUUCAGUCUUAAUAUCUUAAAUGUGUCGUAUAACAACCUUGCUGGUAUUGUACCUACAGACAACAACUUCACCCGAUUUUCACCUGACAGCUUCUUGGGUAACCCUGGACUUUGUGGCUAUUGGCCUGGUUCUCGUACUUCAUGCUCUCCUUUAUCAUCCAGUCUUGAACACAAAAAGAGAUCCUCUGUCUCAAAGGCUGCAUUUCUUGGUAUUGGUGUCGGUGGGCUUGUUAUCCUGCUCAUUAUCCUAGUAGCUGCUUGCUGGCCGCACAGCUCACCUGUUCUCAAAGAUGUCUCUGUAGGCAAGCCAGUGACAGACAACCUUGGUGCAGUGUCAAGCAAUGUUCCUCCCAAGCUUGUGAUCCUCCACAUGAACAUGGCCCUCUAUGUAUAUGAUGAUAUAAUGAGGAUGACUGAAAAUUUGAGUGAAAAAUACAUUAUUGGAUAUGGAGCAUCAAGUACUGUCUAUAGAUGUGAUCUGAAGAACUGCAAGUCAGUUGCGAUAAAAAAGCUAUAUGCUCACUACCCACAGAGCUUGAAGGAAUUUGAGACCGAACUUGAGACUGUUGGAAGCAUCAAGCACCGAAAUCUUGUCAGCCUUCAGGGGUACUCCCUGUCACCUGCUGGGAAUCUUCUUUUCUAUGAUUACAUGGAAAAUGGCAGCCUCUGGGACAUUUUGCAUGUAUCUUCAUCCAAGAAGAAAAAACUUGAUUGGGAAGCUCGCCUCAAGAUCGCUCUUGGUGCUGCUCAAGGCCUGGCUUAUCUUCACCACGAGUGCAGUCCGCGAAUAAUUCACAGGGAUGUAAAGUCAAAGAAUAUCCUUCUAGACAAAGACUAUGAAGCUCAUCUUGCUGACUUUGGUAUCGCCAAGAGCUUGUGUGUGUCGAAGACACACACAUCAACUUACGUGAUGGGUACCAUUGGUUACAUUGACCCUGAGUAUGCACGCACAUCCCGGCUCAAUGAGAAAUCAGAUGUAUACAGCUAUGGCAUCGUCUUGCUGGAGUUGCUUACUGGCAAAAAACCUGUCGAUGAUGAGUGCAAUCUUCAUCACUUGAUUCUAUCCAAAGCCGCAGACAACACGGUCAUGGAGAUGGUCGACCCAGACAUCACCGACACGUGCAAAGAUCUCGGCGAGGUCAAGAAGGUUUUCCAGUUGGCACUCCUUUGCAGCAAGAGGCAACCGUCGGAUCGACCGACGAUGCAUGAGGUUGUGCGUGUCCUGGACAGCCUAGUCUGCCCAGACCCACCCCCGAAGCAGGCACAACCACAGGAAUCGGGGCAGUCAGCCGCAGCUCCUAGCUACAUCAGUGAGUAUGUUAGCCUUCGAGGCGGCAGCUCGCUCUCCUGCGCCACUUCAUCUAGUGCGUCGGACGCCGAGCUCUUCAUGAAGUUUGGCGAAGUGAUAUCGCGGAACACAGAAUAGAUCGAUCGUGUGUCUGUCAGGUCUCUAGAGUCAGUUCAGCCUGCAGUGUGCAGCAUUUUGGUUACAAUCUACAAACGGUAUCUGGCGGAACACAGAAUAGAUUGAUCGGCUGUCUGUCAGGUCUCAAAAAUCAGUUCAGCCUGCAGUGCGCAGCAUUUUGGUUACAAUCUACAAGCAUCUGGCGCCCUGUGAGUCUGUAAAUAUGUCGGGACUUCUCCGGCUAUUUUUUUCCUCCGUUUUUCCACCUUUUUUCCUAGUGUUUUGAGACAAUGCAAAGUGUACUAAAGUAGAGUGUUCUGUUGUGAAAAAAACGAAGCUCAACAAAGGAAAAAUGGAGUUUGGGGCAUGGAGCUUUUACUGACCUGUUCUGUUGUUCAGCUUAUGACAAUUCAGCUCUGCUCAAUCAGAGCACUGUUUUAA
Panicum virgatum (switchgrass) is the source of this 3547-nucleotide messenger RNA. Its product is annotated as LRR receptor-like serine/threonine-protein kinase ER2. Gene Ontology annotation, biological process: protein phosphorylation; hormone-mediated signaling pathway. The transcript is spliced from 27 exons. Lineage: Eukaryota; Viridiplantae; Streptophyta; Magnoliopsida; Poales; Poaceae. Gene Ontology annotation, molecular function: receptor serine/threonine kinase binding; ATP binding; protein kinase activity. Gene Ontology annotation, cellular component: plasma membrane. Bases 143 to 3127 code for a protein of 994 amino acids. The record is from RefSeq and is a predicted model, not a curated record.